AUGUACAAAGUGGACUUUGUGAUCCUUGGCAUAGGACUAUUCUGCGUGCUCAACAUCCCUUCCUUCCCAGCAAACAAGGGGCUCGAAGUGCUCAAAACGGUGAGAAACUCCAUCGACUACUCCCAAAUGGGCACUACUCAGCGCGCCCAAGUGAUCAGCAAAAGCUUCACGGUGGUGGGGUUCCAAAGAUCUGCACUCGAUGUCGCCGCGGAACGAGCAGAUGUAAACAGUGAGCGAGAAGCUGAUUCCAAGAAUUAA
Molecule: messenger RNA, 258 nt
Organism: Musa acuminata subsp. malaccensis (wild Malaysian banana)
Lineage: Eukaryota; Viridiplantae; Streptophyta; Magnoliopsida; Zingiberales; Musaceae
Source: RefSeq, a predicted model, not a curated record